UUUGACAGAGCCUUCCAUUAUUGUUAUGGACAACGCUCCUUACCAUUCGGUAGUCAUCAAUAAGGCCCCAACCAGUGCAACAAAAGUUGCUGAUGUAAAGCUGUGGUUGCUACAAAACAAUAUACAAUUUGAUGAAAUGAUGCGUAAACCUGAAUUGUUAAUGCUUGUAAAACGCCACAAACCAGAGGCCCUUUAUGAAAUUGACCAAAUAUUGGGGGAUCAUGGUCACACUGGGGUACGGCUGCCUCCAUAUCAUUGUGACCUCAAACCUAUUGAAUUGAUAUGGGGAAUUGCAAAACAUAAAAUUGCCUCUGUCAAUGUAGGGUCCAUUGACAUAAAGAUGGCAGCUGAACAAACAUUCCAAGCGAUUACUGCCGAAGAUUGGAAAAAUUCAUGCCAACAUGUUAUUAAAAUUGAAAAAGAGUAUUAUGAAAGGGGUAUGACUAUGUAUGACGACAUUGAAAAAUUGGUUAUUAACGUCAGAGAUGAGAGCAGUAGCGAGACCACUUCAGAUUCAUGUGAUUCAGAUGAGUUUGUUGUUGCCGGAACGUCUAGCCAAGAUACAAUAGAGUUUUCUGGGGUGGAAUAUCUCGAUGAAAGUGUUUUGGAAUCUGAUUGAUUUUGAAAUUUUAUAAGUUUACGCGAAUGUUAGACAUCGAAGACGACCAACAGCUCAUUCCGCCCCGUGACCAUGAAGGAAUCAGUCUUCGAAACGUCGGGAGUAAAAUGAAUCUAAAA
Molecule: messenger RNA, 738 nt
Organism: Hyposmocoma kahamanoa
Lineage: Eukaryota; Metazoa; Arthropoda; Insecta; Lepidoptera; Cosmopterigidae
Exons: 2
Coding region: 26-619 (197 amino acids)
Molecular function (GO): nucleic acid binding
Source: RefSeq, a predicted model, not a curated record